Molecule: messenger RNA, 2347 nt
Organism: Syngnathus acus (greater pipefish)
Lineage: Eukaryota; Metazoa; Chordata; Actinopteri; Syngnathiformes; Syngnathidae
Gene: ddx59
Product: DEAD (Asp-Glu-Ala-Asp) box polypeptide 59
Exons: 9
Coding region: 124-2115 (663 amino acids)
Molecular function (GO): nucleic acid binding; ATP binding; RNA helicase activity
Source: RefSeq, a predicted model, not a curated record
ACGUCAUAAAUCUGCGCCUUCGGUCCGGUUGUUUUGAAAAGCAGAGGUGUACCUUGUUCUAGAACUUUAUCGUGUUAUAUAUUUGGAGAUGCUUCUGAACGUUGCAGAGUAAUAUCUCGUAAAAUGUUUAUGCCGAGAGCCCUUAAAGUGAAGAGACCAGCAGAGGACCGAAAUCAUAUUUUGAAGAGGAGUAAAGGUGACGUAGAUCAGGAUCAGAACAAUGGCGAAGUCGGCUCGACGACGCAUGUUCACCAGGGGCUCACAGACUGCAAAGUCGAAGAUAACACAGUAAAACCGGGUAGGGACCCAGUCACCGAGGUUAAGAUCCCAUUACAAGAGGACCAGGAGUGUUCUUCAAGUGGCACUGAAAAAGUUGAAGAUAACGCAGUAAAACCAGGUGGGGACCCCGUCGAUGUGGUUAAGAUCCCAUUACAAGAAGAGGAGCAGGAGUGUUCUGCAAGUGGUACUGAAGAAGAGGAAGAACCGGUGAAGUCAUUCAAAAAGAAUCAGAGAUGGGCAGAGCCAGGAGAACCUAUCUGUGUGAUGUGUGGUCGCUAUGGAGAGUACAUCUGUGACAGCACUGACAGUGAUGUUUGCAGUCUGGAAUGCAAAGCCCGCCACUUGGCCCAAAUGGGCUUUGGGACUGGGGCAGAAAUCUUUCAUCAGAAGGACACAAAUAAAGAUAAAGAAAGUCAUCAAGAUGAACUUACUACAUCCUCUACAGAUGCAUUUGAAAUAAACUAUUCCUAUAAAGAGGAUUUGUUCAUAUCAGGGCUAACUGAUGUGCAGGUGCAGCAUAUUAAACAAGAACUGGGCAUUGAAACCCAGGGGAGAGAUGUAAGGAGGCCAAUCAUAGAAUUUGCACACUGCGGCUUCCCUGCUACUCUUAAUGCCAACUUGAAGUCAGCUAGUUAUGACGUGCCUACGCCAGUGCAGAUGCAGAUGCUGCCUGUUGGUCUCACUGGCAGGGAUGUGAUCACAAGUGCUGACACAGGGUCCGGCAAGACUAUAGCUUUUCUCCUGCCAGUUGUCCUGAGGGCAAUAAAGGAGCAAACUCAGAGAGUGGGCAGCCCAGUGGCACUCAUCUUGACUCCGACCAGAGAACUGGCCAUACAGAUAGAGAGACAGGCUAAAGAGGUGGUGAUUGGCCUGCCCAAUAUGAGAACUGCCCUGCUAGUGGGAGGCAUGCCUCUACCCCCUCAGCUCCACCGACUCAAGCACAGCAUUAAAAUCGUCAUAGCAACCCCAGGGCGACUCCUCGAGAUUUUAAAGCAGAAAGCUGUAAAGCUGGAUAAAGUGAAGAUUGUUGUGGUUGAUGAGGUUGACACUAUGCUUAAGAUGGGCUUCCAGCAGCAGGUACUAGAAGUUUUAGAGCAUGUCCCUGAAGUUCACCAGACCCUCCUGGCAUCAGCCACCAUCCCGACAGGGACAGAGGAGCUGGCGGCCCGACUGGUGCGUGAUCCAAUCCGUAUUGCUGUAGGAGAGAAGAACCAGCCCUGCGCCAACGUCCGACAGAUCCUGCUGUGGGUUGAGGAACCCUCGAAAAAGAAGAAGCUGUUUGAAAUUCUCAAUGACAACAAGUUAUACCAACCUCCAGUGGUAGUGUUUGUGGACUGCAAACUUGGUGCUGAUCUGCUAUGUGAAGCGGUUGUCAAGGUGACAGGACUCAAUACAGUGGCAAUCCACUCUGACAAGAGCCAGUUGGAACGUAAUCGCAUCCUCAAGGGGCUUCUGGAGGGGGACUUUGAGGUGGUGAUCAGUACCGGCGUGCUUGGCAGAGGACUGGACUUGGCUAAUGUCAGAGUGGUGGUUAAUUUUGAUAUGCCGAACACCAUGGAUGAAUAUGUCCAUCAGGUGGGAAGAGCGGGCCGUCUGGGACACAGGGGAACUGCCAUCACCUUUCUUAACAAUAACAACAAACGACUGUUUUUGGGGGUGGUGAAUAGGGUCAAACCAACAGGAACCAUCCUACCCCCACAGCUCCUCAACUCACCUCAUCUCUAUGAGCAGCAGAGAAGAGAAAAACAGCAAGGCAAGUUUGGACCUGGUGACACACUGGUGAACAAAAAUAACCUCAUUGAUAUUAUCAAGAAACAUGACCGACGGAAAAAAUAGUCUUACAAUUAAUGCCCCCUUCUGCUGACUAAGUGGUCAUUGAAGUAUUUGUAUAGAUGCUGUAUGUAAAGUGAUUAUGUCUUCAGCUCAUGCAUUCUUUCAAUCUAUUAUGUAUUUUAUGUUUACCACAGAGUAUCACUUACACAAUGAACGUGUAAUAAACUUGUCUCAUCCACAUGGUGCUGUUGAGGAAUAAUUUCUAGGAGUUGAAAAAAAAAACUAAGAAAAAAAA